This is a messenger RNA of Paramisgurnus dabryanus, 2728 nucleotides long. Lineage: Eukaryota; Metazoa; Chordata; Actinopteri; Cypriniformes; Cobitidae. The record is from RefSeq and is a predicted model, not a curated record.
UGCUCCAACCACCACCACAGUUGCUCCAACCACCACCACAGUUGCUCCAACCACCACCACAGUUGCUCCAACGACUACAACUGCUGCUCCAACAACCACAACUGUUGCUCUAACGACCACUACUGUUGCUCCAACGACCACAACUGUUGCACCAACAACCACAACUGUUGCACCAACGACCACCACAGUUGCUCCAACGACCACAACUGUUGCUCCAACAACCACAACUGCUGCUCCAAUGACCACAACAGUUGCCCCAACCACCACAGUUGCUCCAACCACCACCACAGUUGCUCAAACAACCACAACUGUUGCUCCAACAACUACAACUGCUGCUCCAACGACCACAACCGUUGCUCCAACAACCACCACGGCUGCUUCAACCACCACCACAGUUGUUCCAACGACCACAACUGUUGCUCCAACGACCACAACUGUUGCUCCAACAACCACAACUGCUGCUCCAACGACGACAACAGUUGCCCCAACCACCACAGUUGCUCCACCCACCACCACAGUUGCUCCAACCACCACCACAGUUGCUCCAACGACUACAACUGCUGCUCCAACAACCACAACUGUUGCUCUAACGACCACUACUGUUGCUCCAACGACCACAACUGUUGCACCAACAACCACAACUGUUGCACCAACGACCACCACAGUUGCUCCAACGACCACAACUGUUGCUCCAACAACCACAACUGCUGCUCCAACGACUACAACAGUUGCCCCAACCACAACUGUUGCUCCAACGACCACAACUGUUGCUCCAACAACGACAACUGUUGCUCCAACAACCACAACUGCUGCUCCAACAACCACCACAGUUGCUCCAACCACCACCACAGUUGCUCCAACCACCACCACAGUUGCUCCAACCACCACCACAGUUGCUCAAACAACAACAACUGUUGCUCCAACAACUACAACUGUUGCUCCAACGACCACAACAGUUGCCCCAACCACCACAGUUGCUCCAACAACGACCACUGUUGCUCCAACAACCACCACGGUUGCUCCAACCACCACCACAGUUGCUCCAACGACUACAACUGUUGCUCCAACGACCACAACUGUUGCUCUAACGACCACUACUGUUGCUCCAACAACCACAACUGUUGCUCCAACGACCACAACUGUAGCACCAAUGACCACAACAGUUCCUUCAACAACCACAACAGUUGCUCCAACGACCACAACAGUUGCCCCAACCACCACCACAGUUGCUCCAACCACCACGACAGUUGCUCCAACCACCACCACAGUUGCUCAAACUACCACAACUGUUGCUCCAACAACUACAACUGUUGCUCCAACGACCACAACUGUUUCUCCAACAACCACAACUGCUGCUCUAACGACCACAACAGUUGCCCCAACCACCACAGUUGCUCCAACAAUGACCAAUGUUGCUCCAACAACCACCACGGUUGCUCCAACCACCACCACAGUUGCUCCAACGACUACAACUGUUGCUCCAACGACCACAACUGUUGCUCUAACGACCACUACUGUUGCUCCAACGACCACAACUGUUUCUCCAACGACCACAACGGUAGCACCAAUGACCACAACAGUUCCUUCAACAACCACAACUGUUGCUCCAACGACCACAACAGCUGUUGCUCCAACGACCACAACUGUUGCUCAAACAACCACAACUGCUGCUCCAACGACCACAACAACGACCACAACUGUUGCUCCAACAACCACAACUGCUGCUCCAACAACCACAACUGCUGCUCCAACAACCACAACUGCUGCUCCAACAACGACAACAGUUGCCCCAACCACCACAGUUGCUCCAACCACCACCACAGUUGCUCCAACCACCACCACAGUUGCUCCAACCACCACCACAGUUGCUCCAACGACUACAACUGCUGCUCCAACAACCACAACUGUUGCUCUAACGACCACUACUGUUGCUCCAACGACCACAACUGUUGCACCAACAACCACAACUGUUGCACCAACGACCACCACAGUUGCUCCAACGACCACAACUGUUGCUCCAACAACCACAACUGCUGCUCCAACGACUACAACAGUUUCCCCAACCACAACUGUUGCUCCAACGACCACAACUCUUGCUCCAACAACGACAACUGUUGCUCCAACAACCACAACUGCUGCUCCAACAACCACCACAGUUGCUCCAACCACCACCACAGUUGCUCCAACCACCACCACAGUUGCUUCAACCACCACAACUGUAGCACCAAUGACCACAACAGUUCCUUCAACAACCACAACUGUUGCUCCAACGACCACAACAGUUGCCCCAACCACCACAGUUGCUCCAACAACCACCACAGUUGCUUCAACCACCACCACAGUUGCUCCAACCACCACGACAGUUGCUCCAACCACCACCACAGUUGCUCCAACGACCACAACUGUUGCUCCAACAACCACAACUGCUGCUCCAACGACCACAACAGUUGCCCCAACCACCACAGUUGCUCCAACAACGACCACUGUUGCUCCAACAACCACCACGGUUGCUCCAACCACCACCACAGUUGCUCCAACGACUACAACUGUUGCUCCAACGACCACAACUGUUGCUCUAACGUCCACUACUGGUGCUCCAACGACCACAACGGUUGCUCCAACAACCACAACUGCUGCUCCAACGACCACAACAUUGCUCCAACCACCACGACAGUUGCUCCAACAACCGCCACGGUUGCUCCAAGCACCACCACAGUUGCUCCAAUGA